AUGUUGGUUGAUGAACCAGAGGAAGAUGAGACAGAAGCUAACGUUGAAAUAGAUCAUGAUCAGUUAUCUCCUGAAACUGAGCGGUUGAUGAUAGAUAUUGAUGAUACUUUGGAAGCUGGGAAAUCAUCUAGUAAGGUAGUUGUUGAUGAUGAAGAAAAGAGUUCAUCUGGUUCAGAUGAUGAUGUUGAUGCUGAAGUUGAUCGUUGGAUCAAGGAAAACUAUGAUCCAAGAGAUAGAGAGCAACAAAAGAAAAGAAAGAGGAGUUCGGGUGACGAUGAUGAUGAAACGUAUGUUCCACCAGAGAAUAUUCAAGUUGUAUCACCACCAUCUUCUGGAGAGGAGAUACCUCUUGAAAAGCUUGAUGAUUUUAGCUUUAUGAAUGAUGAUCUUGUAAAGAAGUUGCAAAAGAAGGUGGAUGAGGUGUCAAGUGAGAAAAAGAAGUUAGAAAAACGUAUCAAGUCUGUUGAAGCUGAAAAUUCAUCUUUGUUGAAAAAGGUUGAAGCUUAUCAAGCCAACAUAGAUAUUCUGAAAGUUCGAAUAGCUGAAUUGGAAGAAGAAAAGGCUCGGAGGGAUGAGCAGAACGAAUACUUUAAGUUGAAAAACAAAGAGUUAGAAGCCAAUAAUGCUAAGAAAGAACAAGAAGCGUAUAUGUUAAAGAAAGUGUUGGAAAAUUUGAUUGCAAAGCCGAUCAAACAAAGAUUUGAAGAGAUAGAACUUGAAGAAGUAAGAGCAAGACGUAAAGCUGAAAUUGAAGCUGAAAUGAAAGAUAAGGGAAAAAGUGUUCCAGUUGAAGAUGUUGCUCAAGUAACUGAAAGGGAAAUUGUUCCAUCAAAAGUUCUCGAAUCGUCUAUUCUAGAACCUUAUGAAGUGUAUUAUGUUCAUAGUGAUGAUGAUGAUGAUGGCAAUGGUGAUAAUGAUCAAGGUACAUCGGGUAUCAAAGUGACUGAAGCGUCAAAUGAAGAGAAUAUUGAUGAUUAUCUUCAAGAUGAUGCAAAUGAAGAAUCAGAAAAAGCAGGUGGAGAGGGGAAGCAUGGUGAUUCUGAAAAAGUUGAUGAGAAUGUUGAUAAGGGUACAGGUUUAAUUCUACGUCUUGAACAUGAUGUAGAAGAAGUGUACAGUUACAAGUCAAACAGUCAAGCAACUAAACAGUUAACGCGCAAUAAAUAUGAAUAA
Helianthus annuus (common sunflower) is the source of this 1173-nucleotide messenger RNA. Its product is annotated as FK506-binding protein 5-like. NCBI's taxonomy places the organism in Eukaryota, Viridiplantae, Streptophyta, Magnoliopsida, Asterales, Asteraceae. The transcript is spliced from 4 exons. Bases 1 to 1173 code for a protein of 390 amino acids. The record is from RefSeq and is a predicted model, not a curated record.